AUGGCGUUGCAGCGGUUUUGGUCGAUUGACGACAAAAUUACAACAUCUGAGUUUUCAGCUAUGAAAGCAUGGCUGAUAACCAAUGAUGAUCAAAAGGUCCAAAUGACGCUAGCAGAGGCAGUACCCGGCCGAAAGGGAAGGAGCCAAAUAGAGGAAUACGUUUCGUAUAAUGGUGGGCCCGGUAUUCAGCACAUAGCGCUGCUCGUUGAUGACAUUGUCGCUACGGUAACAGAAAUGAAGAGGAGGUCCGUAGAAUUUCUCGAAGUUCCAUCAUCAUACUAUGACAUGCUCGAAGAACGGCUCAAAGACUCUAAGGUCGAACUACGAGAGGACAUGAACAAGUUACGGGAACUCUGCAUUCUGAUGGAUUUUGACGACAAUGGUUAUCUGCUGCAGUUGUUCACAAGACCUGUUCAAGAUCGACCAACCCUUUUUAUUGAAAUCAUCCAAAGACGGAAUUUCAAUGGAUUCGGUGCGGGCAACUUCAAAGCGCUUUUUGACGCAGUUGAAAGGGAGCAAAUGCGAAGAGGAACGUUAUAUGUGGAGGACUAG
This is a messenger RNA of Ostertagia ostertagi, 552 nucleotides long. The record is from the annotation of a GenBank genome assembly. Lineage: Eukaryota; Metazoa; Nematoda; Chromadorea; Rhabditida; Trichostrongylidae.